AUGGCGGCCAACAACAUUGAGAAGAGCUAUGUGAGCUGUUCUAGCCCAGGGACGAACCUUUAUCCAAACGACACGGCAACCAACAUCCAGAUAACGCGGGAGUUCAACAACUACACAUCUGACCUGAAGCAACAGUAUCCUGAUAAAUUUGGCUUCUUCGCCUCGCUACCAUUGCCAGAUAUCGACGCAGCUCUCCUCGAGAUCGAUCGAGCUUUGGACGAAUUGAACGCCGACGGAUUCGUGCUAUUAUCGAAUCACUGGGGUCUUUAUCAUGGAGACCCAAAGCUUGCCCCGGUAUACGAGAAACUAAAUGAGCGGAACUCGGUGAUUUUCAUCCACCCGACCAUUCCGUGCCCAAAGAACGCCCCGGGAGAGAUUACAGGGACCCCUCGACUGGACUACGUUGCACCAUUAAUGUGGGCAUAUCAAGCGCCAGUGAUAGAAUUUUUCUUCGACGCUGCUCGCACAGUGUCCGAUCUAAUCCUAACGGGUACGGUUCAGGACUAUGCGAACGUCAAAUGGAUAAUCCCACACUGUGGUGGCGUUCUGCCCGCGGUAUUUGAGCGAUUCUUGCGAACUUCAUCUCUGCUGGGCCCCAAAGUCGGCUCUGACCGUCCUGCAGUACCAUACACCCUCGCGAAUGCCACGGCAUUGCUUGAGAAGCAGUUCUGGUUCGACCUCGCGGGUUUCAGUAUGUCAAGUCAGAUCUGGAGUAUGAGUCGAUUUUGGGGCGCCAACAAGUUCUUGUACGGAAGUGAUUUCGCGUUCACCGCGGCAGCCGGCGCCAUUGGCUUGACAGGUGCAAUGAAUGAGACGCUCCCUCAGUUGUACAACGAUACCGAGAUCGGCUGGAUCUUCAAGGGCAAUGCCGUUAGCUUGCUGGGCGGCUAA
Messenger RNA from Exophiala aquamarina CBS 119918, 891 nucleotides. RefSeq lists its product as uncharacterized. Gene Ontology annotation, biological process: secondary metabolic process. Gene Ontology annotation, cellular component: cytosol; cytoplasm. The record is from RefSeq and is a predicted model, not a curated record. NCBI's taxonomy places the organism in Eukaryota, Fungi, Ascomycota, Eurotiomycetes, Chaetothyriales, Herpotrichiellaceae. Gene Ontology annotation, molecular function: carboxy-lyase activity; hydrolase activity. The coding region runs from base 1 to 891 and encodes 296 amino acids. The transcript has a single exon.